UUCAUGUCGCUUUGGCCUGGACUUGGCCUGGUGUGUACAAGACUACAGAGUCUGGCAGGAACUCUGGCUCGUGUAUGAUCACUUUGGCAACUGAGCAAAAGGUGGUGGGAAUAUAAUCAGAAGUCAGAAGGCCAAAAGCAUCUCAAAUUGCUUUCGGGGUAUCCAAGCUUGGCGGGUCGCAGCGUCGCAGCGUCGCAGCCCUCGUUUCUAUUCUCAGCUUUUUUGUUUUCGCCUUCUCUUUCUUUCAUUAUUUUUGCUUUGGCUUUGCAACCCAGCCUUUUUAUGAAACUGUAGAUUUUCAAAAAGCUGUUCAGUUAGUCUACUAGCUAGUUCACCAUGACAAGCGCUACAGCAGCCCUGAACCAAUAUUUUCGGGAUCUGUUUGCCGCAGCUCCUGCUUCGGUAGAAAAGAUUGUGGUCGUGCCUGACAAUGUGGGUGCCAUGCCAGAAGAACUCUCUCACAGCGCCAGGGUGUCCUUGCUCAGCCACAGCAGUCACCACUUGCAGGGCAGCUGUCGAUGGGAGAGUGCGCCUGCUAACUCCUGUACUAGUGGCAGUCCUGAUUACCGUCGAAGAUUAGUACAAGAUGACGAUGGUGACUCUGUCGAUGACUCUGACCUUGACUAUGGAUACAGCAGCAGCAGCACCAAUAGCGAUAGCGACGAGGACUCCUCCGACGACAGUACACCACGGUUGGCGCAUCCUCCCGUCGUCUGCACCAACUCGGCUCCUCGACGGCCGCAACGCCGCAACAGUCUUCCACCCAAAGAAGACAAGAUCGUCACAACGACAUCGCUCAAGCAACAGCUGCGGUACGUCGACGACAUGUGGGGUCCUUCCACCGCUUCUGGUUCUGCUCGUCAAAGCAGAAGCAAGACGCCGUCACCUCCCAAACACCUACCGGGGUCUCCACCCGACCGACCCAAACGAACAUGCUCACCGCCACCGGCGGCCUAAGCUACCCUAGUCCAACCAUGGACUUUUUGAUACACAUUCCUUUUUAUAUUCAAGGCUAUCUAUCUAGCCAAGCUAGGUAGCUGCAUGAUGCACUAUACUGUAAAUAAUAGUAUUCAUACUCAACUGUACAAACA
This is a messenger RNA of Seminavis robusta, 1091 nucleotides long. The record is from the annotation of a GenBank genome assembly. Lineage: Eukaryota; Bacillariophyta; Bacillariophyceae; Naviculales; Naviculaceae.